UUUGGAACGGGGGGGGAAGGAGGGAGUGACUAUUAUGGGAUGCAGGGCCAGUCUGAACAGGGAGUUUUGUGGACAGGGGGAAGUAUUAUGGGAUGCCUCAGCCGAGGGGGGGUUGCUGAGGAGACGGAGGUGGGACCCGUCGCUAAGCACAUCACUGGCAUUGGUAGUAAGGAGCUGCCAAGGUAGCAGGAGCUGCUUGAGCCCCAAGAAUCGUCCUCUGAAUUAGAGGACAUGGCAUCAGGCAUAGGAUCCCCAUCACCCUGCUCUGCUGGCAGUGACGACGAGGAGAUGGAGAUCAUGCUGAACAACAGCAUCCACCAACACCAAGAGCCUGAAGAAGAGCCAGAGGAAGAGCUGUUAUCUGAGGCGGAGAUGCCGAAAAUCAAGAAGAAGAAGAAGCCCAAGAAGCUGAAGGAACCUAAAGUGCCCAAGCUCAGUAAACGUCAGAAAAAAGAGCUGGGGGACAGCUCUGGUGAAGGGAAUGAGUUUGUGGAGGAGGAGGAGGAGGUGCUACUACGCUCAGACAGUGAGGGAAGUGACUACACCCCUGGCAAGAAGAAGAAAAAGAAACUGGCACCCAAGAAGGAGAAGAAGAGCAAAGCCAAGCGCAAGGAGGAAGAAGAGGAAGAGGAUGAAGAUGAUGACUCCAAGGAACCCAAGUCUUCUGCCCAGCUUUUAGAAGACUGGGGCAUGGAGGAUAUUGAUCAUGUUUUUACAGAGGAAGAUUAUCGCACUCUUACCAAUUACAAGGCCUUCAGCCAGUUUGUCAGACCGCUUAUUGCUGCCAAGAAUCCCAAAAUUGCUGUCUCAAAAAUGAUGAUGGUGCUGGGGGCCAAAUGGAGAGAGUUUAGCACAAACAACCCCUUCAAAGGGAGCUCUGGGGCAUCUGUGGCAGCUGCUGCAGCAGCAGCUGUGGCUGUGGUGGAGAGCAUGGUGACUACGGUAGAUACAGUCCUUCCUCAGCCCCCAGUGGAAGUCCCACUUCGAAAGGCCAAGACCAAAGAAGGCAAAGGCCCCAAUGCCCGGAAAAAACCCAAGGCCAGUCCUCGUGUCCCUGAAAUCAAAAAACCCAAAACCAAGAAGGUGGCGCCCUUGAAAAUCAAGCUGGGAGGAUUUGGCUCCAAGCGUAAAAGAUCAUCUAGCGAGGAAGAUGACCUGGAUGUCGAGUCAGACUUUGAUGAUGCAAGCAUCAACAGCUACUCUGUGUCGGAUGGUUCUACCAGCCGCAGCAGCCGCAGUCGCAAGAAACUAAGAGCAGGAAAGAGGAAAAAGAAAGGAGAAGAGGAUUCUGCCGCGACUGUUGAUGGCUACGAAACAGACCACCAGGACUACUGCGAGGUGUGCCAACAGGGGGGAGAGAUCAUCCUGUGUGACACUUGCCCUCGUGCCUAUCACAUGGUUUGUCUGGAUCCAGAUAUGGAGAAAGCACCAGAGGGCAAGUGGAGCUGCCCACACUGUGAGAAGGAAGGUAUCCAAUGGGAGGCCAAAGAAGAUAACUCUGAGGGUGAGGAGAUCCUGGAGGAUGCUGUGGGAGAUGCAGAAGAAGAGGAUGACCACCACAUGGAGUUCUGUCGUGUGUGCAAAGAUGGAGGAGAACUGCUCUGCUGUGACACCUGUCCUUCAUCCUACCACAUCCACUGUCUGAAUCCACCUCUGCCAGAGAUUCCCAAUGGAGAGUGGCUUUGCCCACGCUGUACCUGCCCACCUCUGAAGGGGAAGGUGCAGAAGAUCUUGACUUGGAAGUGGGGGCAGCCUCCAUUGCCCACACCAGUGCCACGUCCAGCUGAUGCAGACCCAAAUGCACCUUCUCCUAAACCUCUAGAGGGAAGACCUGAGAGACAGUUCUUUGUCAAGUGGCAAGGCAUGUCUUACUGGCAUUGCUCUUGGGUAUCUGAGCUGCAGCUGGAGCUCCAUUGCCAGGUAAUGUUUCGCAAUUACCAACGUAAAAAUGACAUGGAUGAGCCUCCUUCAGGAGACUUUAUGGGGGAAGAAGAGAAAAGCCGCAAACGCAAGAACAAGGAUCCCAAGUUUGCAGAGAUGGAAGAGCGUUUUUACCGCUAUGGGAUUAAGCCAGAGUGGAUGAUGAUCCAUCGGAUUCUCAACCACAGUGUCGAUAAGAAGGGGAAUGUUCACUACCUCAUUAAAUGGAGGGAUCUACCAUAUGACCAGGCUUCAUGGGAGAAUGAGGAAGCAGAAGUACAGGAUUAUGACAUCUACAAGCAGGCAUACUGGAAUCACAGGGAAUUAAUGAGGGGUGAAGAAGGAAGACCUGGCAAGAAGAUAAAGAAGGUGAAAUUGCGGAAAUUAGAAAGACCCCCAGAGACGCCAACAGUGGAUCCAACAGUGAAAUAUGAUAGACAGCCUGAUUACUUGGAUGUUACUGGAGGAACGCUGCAUCCUUAUCAGUUGGAGGGCCUGAACUGGCUACGUUUCUCCUGGGCUCAAGGCACAGACACUAUCCUGGCUGACGAAAUGGGUCUGGGGAAGACAGUACAGACCGCUGUGUUUCUGUACUCUUUGUACAAAGAGGGACAUUCUAAAGGACCUUUCUUGGUGAGUGCUCCAUUGUCCACCAUCAUCAACUGGGAAAGAGAAUUUGAGAUGUGGGCCCCAGACAUGUAUGUGGUGACUUAUGUUGGGGACAAAGAUAGCCGGGCCAUCAUCCGUGAGAAUGAAUUUUCCUUUGAAGACAAUGCUAUACGUGGAGGAAAGAAGGCUUCCAGGAUGAAGAAAGAGGCAUCUGUGAAAUUCCAUGUGUUGCUCACAUCCUAUGAAUUGAUCACUAUUGAUAUGGCCAUUCUGGGAUCUAUUGACUGGGCUUGCCUUGUAGUGGAUGAAGCGCACAGACUCAAGAAUAAUCAGUCUAAGUUUUUCCGGGUGCUGAAUGGCUACUCUCUUCAGCACAAGCUGCUACUCACAGGGACCCCUUUGCAGAACAAUCUGGAAGAAUUGUUCCACUUGCUUAACUUCUUGACACCAGAGAGAUUUCACAAUCUGGAGGGCUUCCUGGAAGAGUUUGCAGACAUUGCGAAGGAGGAUCAAAUCAAGAAGCUUCAUGAUAUGCUAGGUCCACACAUGCUGAGGCGCCUCAAGGCUGAUGUCUUCAAGAACAUGCCUUCCAAGACUGAGCUUAUUGUCAGAGUGGAACUAAGCCCUAUGCAGAAGAAGUACUACAAAUAUAUCCUGACAAGAAACUUUGAAGCACUGAAUGCCCGGGGUGGUGGCAACCAAGUUUCUCUUCUCAAUGUGGUUAUGGAUCUGAAGAAAUGCUGCAACCACCCCUAUCUCUUCCCUGUGGCUGCCAUGGAAGCACCAAAGAUGCCGAAUGGGAUGUAUGAUGGUAGUGCCCUAAUUCGAGCCUCUGGGAAGCUUCUGCUCCUGCAGAAGAUGUUGAAAAACCUCAAAGAAGGAGGCCACAGGGUGCUGAUUUUCUCUCAGAUGACUAAGAUGUUGGACCUAUUGGAGGACUUUCUGGAACAUGAAGGGUACAAGUAUGAAAGAAUUGAUGGUGGCAUCACAGGAAAUAUGCGCCAGGAAGCCAUUGAUCGCUUCAAUGCUCCUGGUGCCCCGCAGUUCUGUUUUCUACUUUCCACUAGAGCUGGGGGCCUUGGCAUCAACCUUGCCACUGCAGACACUGUGAUAAUCUAUGACUCUGACUGGAAUCCUCAUAAUGACAUUCAGGCCUUCAGUCGUGCUCACCGAAUUGGGCAAAACAAGAAGGUGAUGAUUUAUCGCUUUGUGACACGAGCCUCAGUAGAAGAACGGAUUACACAAGUGGCCAAGAAGAAAAUGAUGCUGACCCAUCUGGUUGUGAGGCCAGGGUUGGGCUCCAAGACUGGCUCUAUGUCCAAACAGGAACUGGAUGACAUUCUUAAGUUUGGCACUGAAGAGCUCUUUAAAGAUGAAGCUACUGAAAGUGGCAAGAAUCUACGUAAUGCAAUACAAAGUGAUAACAAGGAAGGUGAAGACAGCAGUGUCAUCCAUUAUGACGAUAAGGCAAUUGAACGUCUUCUGGACCGGAACCAGGAUGAGACUGAGGAUGCUGAGCUGCAGGGCAUGAAUGAAUAUCUGAGCUCCUUCAAGGUGGCCCAGUAUGUGGUGCGUGAAGAAGAAAUGGGGGAGGAGGAGGAGGUUGAACGGGAAAUUAUAAAACAAGAAGAAUCAGUGGAUCCAGACUACUGGGAGAAGCUGCUUCGCCACCAUUAUGAGCAACAGCAAGAAGACUUGGCCCGGAACUUGGGGAAGGGCAAGCGCAUCCGUAAGCAGGUUAACUACAAUGAUGGCUCCCAGGAAGACCGAGGUGUGUUUGUGUGUGAUAGGAGGAGGCUGAUGUGGUUUAAAGGGGGCAUGUGGCUCUUUCCCAGGCAACUUACUUGGGUAUUCCUUGUCUUUCCAGACUGGCAGGAUGACCAGUCAGAUAAUCAGUCAGAUUAUUCUGUGGCCUCUGAGGAAGGCGAUGAAGACUUCGAUGAGAGGUCGGAAGCUGCUCGCCGGCCUAGCCGUAAAGGCUUAAGGAACGACAAAGACAAGCCUCUACCCCCACUUCUUGCCCGCGUGGGAGGCAACAUUGAGGUUCUGGGAUUCAAUGCUCGUCAGCGGAAGGCGUUCCUCAAUGCUAUCAUGCGCUAUGGGAUGCCCCCUCAGGAUGCCUUUACUACCCAGUGGCUGGUGCGAGAUCUCCGUGGAAAGUCAGAAAAGGAGUUCAAGGCCUACGUCUCUCUAUUCAUGCGUCACUUGUGUGAGCCUGGAGCAGAUGGUGCAGAAACCUUUGCUGAUGGGGUGCCACGUGAGGGUCUGUCUCGACAACAUGUCCUCACACGAAUUGGGGUCAUGUCUCUCAUACGCAAGAAGGUGCAAGAGUUUGAGCAUGUGAAUGGGCGCUGGAGUAUGCCUGAACUGGCAGAGAUAGAAGAGAACAAGAAGCUCUUGCAGCCCAACUCCCCUUCCCCGAAAACCCCAACUCCCUCUACACCAGGAGACACGCAGCCAAAUACUCCAGCCCCUCUUCCUGUACUUGAAGAGGGCGUGAAAGUGGAAGAGGGAGUCAGUACCAAGGAGCAAGGGGAGCCUACAGAACCUGAGAAGGAGACCAGUCCUAGUGCUGAUUCUGCUACUGAAAAUGAGGUCCCCAUGGAGCAGGCCCCCCCUCCAACAGAGACCCACUCUCAGGAUGCUAAAUCUCCUGUGAAUGCUGUGGAAACUGAAGAGAAGAAACCAGAUUUACCAGAGGUGAAAGAGGAGCCAAUGGAAACCGAAAACAAAGCUGAUGUAGAGAAGGUGGAAGAGAAGAUGCCUGCAGAGCCACCCUCUGAGCCUCCCACAAUUAAUCUAGAUGAGAAGGAAGAGAAGAAGGAGGAUGAGAAGAAGGAUGUCGUGAUGCUGCAUAAUGGGGAAACAACUAAAGAACCUGCUGACGACAGACAUAAGAAGGCUAUUAAGCAGCGGUUCAUGUUCAACAUUGCGGAUGGAGGCUUCACUGAGUUGCACUCUUUGUGGCAAAAUGAAGAGCGAGCAGCGACUGUUACCAAGAAGACUUAUGAGAUCUGGCACAGACGCCAUGACUACUGGCUCCUGGCAGGAAUAAUAAAUCAUGGUUAUGCUCGCUGGCAAGACAUCCAGAAUGAUCCUCGUUACGCCAUCCUCAAUGAACCUUUCAAAGGUGAAAUGAACAGGGGAAACUUCCUGGAGAUAAAGAACAAAUUCUUGGCUAGGAGAUUUAAGCUGCUAGAACAGGCACUGGUUAUUGAAGAACAGCUACGGAGAGCUGCUUAUCUGAACAUGUCAGAAGAUCCAUCCCAUCCCUCUAUGGCCCUGAACACCCGUUUUGCUGAAGUGGAGUGCCUGGCUGAGAGCCAUCAGCAUCUGUCCAAGGAAUCAAUGGCUGGGAACAAACCAGCCAAUGCAGUGCUUCACAAAGUGCUGAAGCAGCUGGAGGAGUUGCUGAGCGACAUGAAGGCCGAUGUGACACGGCUGCCUGCUACAAUUGCCCGUAUCCCUCCAGUGGCUGUGCGACUCCAGAUGUCGGAGCGCAACAUCCUCAGCCGCUUGGCAAAUCGUAGCAGUGAACCUCCACCACCACCACCUCCCCAGCAGGUCGCUCAGCAGCAGUGAGAUGCUUGCCCAGUGCUGCCAACCCAGUGAUUCAGCUGAAGUGACAUACGUACACCCUUGUUUUGAAUUUUGCCCCCCCUCUUCCUGGCACUCCUGAUCAGAUGAUGUCCUCUUUGGAUGGGGGAUAUGGUUGGAGAGAAGAGGAUGUGCAGUCCUCCCUAAGCUACCAGUUGCACUUGGAUUGCACUUGGGUGAGAGGGGACAUUGGAUGGACUCUGUACAUAAUGACUGGAGGCUGCAGUACCACAUCUGUUACACAGAGACCUGGCUGCAACGCUCACCACCUUGGCCCACAUUUCCUUGAUUUUAAUUUUAUUUUGAGUUUGUUUACCAAGAUGAGUGCAAGCAAAAGUCAGGACAGACACAGCUACCUCCAUCAAGAUCCUUUUAAUACAAAAACUGACUGGACUUGUCCUCUGAAACAACUGAAAAAAGACAAAAAAAUCUUGAUAAAGUUGAAAAUAAAGGUUUCCUUGUAUUUUA
This is a messenger RNA of Hemicordylus capensis (graceful crag lizard), 6594 nucleotides long. It is a transcript of the gene CHD4, whose product is annotated as chromodomain helicase DNA binding protein 4. Gene Ontology annotation, cellular component: NuRD complex; chromatin; nucleus. Bases 232 to 6111 code for a protein of 1959 amino acids. NCBI's taxonomy places the organism in Eukaryota, Metazoa, Chordata, Lepidosauria, Squamata, Cordylidae. Gene Ontology annotation, biological process: negative regulation of transcription by RNA polymerase II; chromatin remodeling. The transcript has 39 exons. Gene Ontology annotation, molecular function: histone binding; chromatin binding; DNA binding. The record is from RefSeq and is a predicted model, not a curated record.